Messenger RNA from Xylona heveae TC161, 2385 nucleotides. Its product is annotated as P-loop containing nucleoside triphosphate hydrolase protein. Bases 196 to 2376 code for a protein of 726 amino acids. NCBI's taxonomy places the organism in Eukaryota, Fungi, Ascomycota, Xylonomycetes, Xylonales, Xylonaceae. Gene Ontology annotation, cellular component: cytosol. Gene Ontology annotation, biological process: iron-sulfur cluster assembly. Gene Ontology annotation, molecular function: protein binding; ATP binding; ATP-dependent FeS chaperone activity. The record is from RefSeq and is a predicted model, not a curated record. The transcript is spliced from 6 exons.
GGUUGCUUGGAAACGAAACACAUCUACGUUUGACAUCAAGGAUCACUUUUGUCUUCUCAACUAGAACUAUCGGGACUGGCACGAAUCUCGCGUGAGGAGUAUUUCUAGUGCCGUUUGAUUCUCAAAUCUUUGAAGCUAUCAUUGCCUCAUCCGCACUGAAACAGAAGCUUUCCUGGGCAGUUGUUUAAUUGAAUCAUGGCGGACCCCCGAACGGACCGCGACGGUCUAAUUUCUCAAUUUUGCAGCCUCACAGGUGCAGCUCCAACAGAGGCGGAGCAAUAUCUCGCCACGAAUGCCUGGGACAUCAGCGCCGCUGCCGCAGAAUACUACACAGCACAGGAAGAACAGGGUUCCCAGGCCGAUUCCCAGGCAGACACAGCCGAAGAUGAGCUUUACUCUGCUCCUGCUCCAUCAAGUGGCGCUUCUGCUCUUGGUGGCCGAACUUUAGGCGGAGAGGGUGUUCCAUCCCAAGCAGUCCCAACUGCCCCUCCUGCCGCUGGACCAUCAUCAUCAUCAUCAUCCUCAACCUCUAGACAACCCCAAAGGUCGAAGUUUGCUACACUUGGAGAUUUAAAACGCGAGGAAGGUGGACCAAGCCGCGGUCAUGCUCACGACGAUGAUGACGACGAGGAAGAGAACCAAGACUUCUUCGCUGGUGGAGAAAAGUCCGGCCUCGCGGUGCAGAACCCCAACGAUCCCAUGGAGCGGAUAAAGAGUAUCAUAUCAAAAGCGAAGAGACCGGUCUCCCCAAUUGAGGACGAUCAGCCUCCUCGACCUUCAAAUUUCCGCGGCACUGCCCGAACGCUCGGUGGUGAUGACGCUCCAAGCGAGGUUAUUGCCGAUCCUCAUCCUACUCAGCCUGAGCGUCGUGAGCCACAGAGACACAUUCUCCAUCUCUGGCGGGACGGUUUCUCCAUGGAUGACGGCGAUCUGUACCGAUUUGACGAUCCGGCCAAUAAGAUGCGCCUUGCGCUUAUCGACUCCGGUCGGGUGCCACCAGAUUUGCUAGACGUUGCGCCCGAUGAGCCAGUCAACGUUGAAGUGCAACCUCAUGAGACCAACUAUGUGAAACCGAAGAAGGCAUAUAAGCCGUUCUCUGGGUCUGGCCAGCGUUUGGGUAGCCCAACACCCGGUGUGAGCGGCACGUUCACCCCACCACCUGCACGGUCUACGGGCCCAACUAGCGGGGCUUCAUCUCAGCCAACUGCUGCCACAGUCAAUGUCGACGACUCCCAGCCGGUAAUUAGCCUUCAAAUCCGUCUAGGCGACGGUACAAGGCUCCCUUCGAGAUUUAACACGACUCAUACGAUUGGCGAUGUGUACAACUUUGUGGCUGCUUCUAGCCCUUCGAGUGCUGCAAGAGCCUGGGUACUCAUGACGACUUUCCCGAGCAAGGAGUUAUCGGACAAGAGCCAGGUGCUUGGAGAGCUGCCCGAGUUUAAGCGCGGCGGAGUGGUUGUGCAAAAGUGGCAUUUAACCAAAUACCGGAGUGUGCGGGCCAUCCGUCAUGUCCUCUCCGGCAAAGGCGGCGUCGGCAAAUCCUCCGUGACAACCCAACUCGCCCUCUCCCUCAGUCUGGCGGGCCACUCCGUCGGCGUUCUCGACAUCGACCUCACCGGGCCCUCGAUCCCACGGCUCUUCAACAUUGAAAACGCCAAAGUCACACAGCUGCCCGGCGGCUGGAGCCCCGUCGUCGUGCACCCGGCCAACCCGCGCACCAACACGGGCCUACUACGCGCCAUGUCGCUCGGUUUUCUCCUCCGGGGUCGCGGAGACGCCGUCGUGUGGCGCGGGCCCAAGAAGACCGCCAUGGUGCGCCAGUUCCUGUCGGACGUGCGGUGGGGCGCCACGGACUAUCUCCUGAUCGAUACGCCGCCGGGCACGUCGGACGAGCACAUUGCGCUGGCGGAGACGCUGUUGCGGACGGGCCAAGGGUUGGUGCGGGGCGCAGUGGUGGUGACGACGCCCCAGGCGGUGGCGACGGCGGAUGUGCGCAAGGAGCUGAAUUUCUGCGCGAAGACGGGGAUUGCAGUGCUCGGCGUGGUCGAGAAUAUGUCCGGCUUCGUGUGUCCGAGCUGCUCGGAGUGCACGAAUGUGUUUAGCUCCGGGGGCGGGCAUGUGAUGGCGCAGGAGUUUGGGGUCAGGUUUUUGGGCAGCGUCCCGCUGGAUCCCCAGUUCGGGGCCCUCAUAGAGGAGGGGAGACGGCCGGGUGAAGGUGGUGGUGAAGGGGAGGAGGAGAAGGAAGAGGAGGUGUUGUCAGAAGAAGCAGAACAGAGUAGGACGGCGGAAACGCUGGCGCACAAGUAUAAGAGUUGUUCGCUGUUUCCGAUUUUCGAGGAUAUCACGAAAGAGCUGGUUGGCAGCGUUUCGGGAUGAAGGACGGUC